AGUAUAUACUAGUAACUGGUAACUCAUACAUUUCGAAACCGUAAUCCUCCCUAAUAAAACAUGUCAACAAAAAUGGUGCACCAGCGGCAGCCGCCGCCAGGGCAUAUUGUGAUAGCAACUUUUCCGGCCCAAGGACACAUCAACCCUUCUCUCCAGUUCGCCGAGCGCCUCAUCCGCAUGGGUAUACACGUCACCCUUGCCACCACCGUCUUCGCCCACCGCUUAAUGAUCAAAGCCAACGGCGCCGGCGUUCCCCACGCCGCCGGCUUCAACAUCGCCGCUUUCUCCGACGGAUACGACCAAGGCUUCAAAAAGAACGACGACUUCAAUCACUACCUGUCCGAGCUCAGGACCCACGGUUCUGAGGCGUUGAAAGACAUCGUCUCCGCCUGCGCCGCCGACGGUUUCCCCGUGACGGCGAUCGUCCGGACGAUCAUGCUUCCGUGGGUUGCGGACGUGGCGCGUGAGGUCAACGUCCCCUCCGCCCUGCUGUGGAUUCAACCGGCCGCCGUCUUGGGCAUAUACUACUACUACUUCCACGGGUACGAGGACGCCUUCGGGAAGGAGGUGGUGGAGCUGCCGGGGUUGCCGCCGCUUUCGGGCGGCGAUCUCCCGUCGUUCUUGCUCCCUUCCGGCUCUGGUGGAAUUUACGGUUUCGCCCUCGCUGCCUUCAAAGAGGAUAUGGAGCAGCUAGACGAUGUUGACCCCAAUGAUGCGACGGUUCUGGUCAACACUUUCGACGCCUUAGAGGCACAAACACUAAAGGCAGCUGUUAACAUCAGGUACAAUUUGCUCGGUAUUGGGCCAUUGAUCCCUCAAUACAAAAAUGACCCCUCAAACACCUCAUUUCGUGGGGACCUAUUCAAGAACGUUGAAAAUGACAAUAUAAAAAAUUGGUUAGAUUCUCAGCCUGAGUCAUCUUUGGUGUACAUAUCAUUCGGGAGUUUCUUGAAUCCUUGCAAAUCCCAAAAAGAAGAGAUAUCCAAAGCACUAUUGGAGAUUAAACGGCCUUUCUUGUGGGUUAUUAGACAUAAAUUGGAAAAUGAAAUGGAAGAAAGGACAGAAGACCAGGAAGAAGAGUUUAGUAAUAGGGAGGAGUUGGAAAAACAAGGGAAGAUAUUGGGUUGGUGCUCUCAAAUGGAGGUGCUGAGCCACCCGUCUCUGGGUUGCUUCAUCACCCACUGCGGUUGGAACUCGACGCUCGAGAGCAUAUGCAGCGGUGUGCCCGUGGUGGCGUUCCCUCAUUGGGCCGACCAAGGGACCAAUGCAAAACUUAUUCAAGAUGUGUGGAAGACGGGCGUGCGUGUGGCGGCGAAGGCGAAGAAUGAUGCCGGUGUUGAAGUUGUUGGGAGUGAUGAGAUAAAGAGGUGUAUAGAAAUCGUGUUGGGUAAAGGAGGUGAAGGAGAUGAAUUGAGAAGAAAUGCUAAAAAAUGGAGGGAUUUGGCUAUGGAGGCGAGCAAGGAAGGUGGUUCUUCCGGCAUGAAUCUCAAAACAUUUGCUGCAAAAGUUGCAACUCAGUACUAUGAAUAAUAAAAUUAGGGGUUUUUACUGAAAUAUUACUAAAAUAAAACUUAUUUACAUAAAUAUAACUAUUUAUUACUAGAAUGUAGUGUUGUGGUAACUUAAGUUCAAAAUUUGAACAUGAAUUACUGUGAUUUCAUUACUACUCUAUUAACUAGUCAUAUUCUUGUAAACCAUCUUUAUUUUAAUCAUAUUGACGUAAUUAUUUCAUAA
Cuscuta epithymum is the source of this 1734-nucleotide messenger RNA. Lineage: Eukaryota; Viridiplantae; Streptophyta; Magnoliopsida; Solanales; Convolvulaceae. The record is from the annotation of a GenBank genome assembly.